GCCUCUCAUCCUGCGUAUAUCAACUCCCCUGGGCGCCGGCGCCUGUCCCUUCAUUGUGUACCUAGAAUACCUCUUUAGCGAUGCCCAACCUUCAUAGAUUGCCCCAAGCUGUCAGCCUGACUGGCUUGGGCAGCCUUCUCAUCGCGUUGUUGACACAGCCCACGCUGAGGGGUUAUGUUUCCCGGACUCUGGGACUCAAUACCCCGGGAGGAAACUGGCGGGCGUUCGCAAUCUUCAUGGUUCUUGCGAACUUCAAGAAUUUCCCGCUGGUGUGGCAUUGGCGCUUCUUCCGCUCCUACUUCGCCCAUAUCUACCUCCCCGCCCCAAAACUCGGUCCCCGAUCCCUUUUCGAACCCUCCAUAAUGUCCACCCACUCUCCGAUCUUGGAAACGGAUUUCAAUUUCCAUAAGAGUAACUCAACCUACUUCUCCGACUUCGACAUCUCGCGCACCCACCUCGUGUCCCAGAUCAUCCGCACGGGGGUCCGUAAAUCCAUCGCCGAGCGCCACGCCGCCUUUCCCCCAAGCGCCGCCGAGCUUGCGAUCAAGGGGAAAGAUGGCCUCGCACUGGGUGCGGUCAGCUGCCACUUCAAGCGCGAGAUCAAGCCGUAUGAGAAAUUUGAGAUCUGGACAAGAGUGCUAUGUUGGGAUCAGAAGUGGAUGUAUUUCGUAAGCCACAUGGUCAAGCCGGGAGUCGCGAGGCCGAAGCAUUAUACGGUACAACCGGGGCGGAGGGGAUAUGGGUCCUGUAUUAGGGAGCAGAAUGGGGGAUUGGCGAAUGGGGAAGCGAAGGAGGAGGAACAGAAGAGGUUGGAGAAGCUGAGGGGUGCGGUGUUCGCGAGCAGUAUUGCAAAGUAUGUGACGAAGAAGGGAAGGCUAACGAUUCCACCGGAGGUGGUGCUGGUGAGGAGUGAGAUGUUGCCGCCGAAGCCGGACGGGUGGGUUUAUAAAGGGGAGGAAGGCAGCGAGGGGAGUAAUGGCGCAUUGUUGGAUGAUGCGAUACUGCCAGAGGAUAACGAUAAUAAGGAGUGGAAUUGGGAUACAAUUGAGGCUGAGAGGCGAAGGGGCUUGAAAUUUGCGGAGAUGUUUGCACAAUUAGAUGGAUUGCAUGAGGAGUUUGAUGGGGGAAAGAAUGGGGUUUUGGGGGAGUUCGCUGAUAUUCUUUGGUGAUUUGCGGAUAUCCUAGACUUAGAUUCCUUGCUAGAUUGUAUCGUUAGUAGUAUUUAGACUUGGAGGCCUUAGAGACGCAGUUUGAUACAUGAUAU
Messenger RNA from Mytilinidion resinicola, 1264 nucleotides. RefSeq lists its product as uncharacterized. The transcript has 2 exons. The record is from RefSeq and is a predicted model, not a curated record. Bases 81 to 1169 code for a protein of 362 amino acids. Lineage: Eukaryota; Fungi; Ascomycota; Dothideomycetes; Mytilinidiales; Mytilinidiaceae.